AAACAAGUCCCAGAGCAAAGACAGAGAGAUGGAAGUUGAUCCAAGCCUCCUGGAUCCUGGAUCCCAGCUCUAUGGUCGCCAGCCGGACUCAGGACCCAAAGCCAGGAAGCAGCUGCAAGCAGUUUCCUCUGGAUCCCUGCACGGAGGGCUCCCACUUCGGGGAUUUCAUCCAUCUCCCCCAGUCCAGGCACAGAUGGGAAGGCUGCUAGACCAGGACCAUCCAGUAGAGGACAUGCCCGUCGUGGUGAAGAUUGAGAAGGGCGUCGGCAGCAACGGCGGCGCCGGCCCAGGAGCCUUCUCCCAGACUCGGAGCAGCAGCACGGGCAGCAGCAGCAGCGGUGGGGGCGGCGGCGGCCAGGAGUCCCAGCCAUCCCCGCUGGCUUUGCUAGCAGCCACUUGCAGCAGAAUUGAGUCUCCCAAUGAAAACAGCAACAACUCCCAGGGCCCAGGCCAGUCAGGGGGCUCGGGUGAGCUCGAUCUUACGGCAGCCACACAACUCACCCAAGGUGCCAAUGGUUGGCAGAUCAUCUCCUCCUCUGGGGCUACCCCUACCUCAAAGGAUCAGGGUGGCGGCAGUAGCAAUGGCAGCAGUAGCAGCGAGUCCUCCAAGAACCGGCCUGUCUCUGGUGGGCAGUAUGUAGUUACCACCACCCCCAAUAUUCAAAACCAGCAAGUUCUGACAGGACUUCCUGGCGUGAUGCCCAACAUUCAGUACCAAGUGAUCCCCCAGUUCCAGACUGUUGAUGGGCAGCAGCUGCAAUUUGCCACCACGGGGGCCCAAGUGCAGCAGGACGGCUCUGGUCAAAUUCAGAUAAUCCCCGGGGCAAACCAGCAGAUUAUUACAAAUCGAGGGAGCGGGGGCAAUAUCAUCGCCGCUAUGCCAAACCUGCUCCAGCAGGCUGUCCCCCUCCAAGGCUUGGCCAAUAAUGUCCUCUCUGGACAGACUCAGUAUGUGGCCAAUGUCCCAGUGGCCCUGAAUGGCAAUAUCACCCUGCUGCCUGUCAACAGUGUUGCUGCAGCCACCCUGACUCCCAGCUCCCAGGCAGUCACAAUCAGUAGCUCAGGCUCUCAAGAGAGUGGCUCCCAGCCUGCAACCUCAGGGACAACCAUUAGCUCUGCUAGCCUGGCAACCUCACAAGCCAGUUCUGGAUCCUUCUUCACUAAUGCCAGCAGUUACUCAUCCACAACCACCACCAGCAAUAUGGGUAUUAUGAACUUCUCCACCAGCGGAACCGCCGGGACCAAUACUCCAGUCCAGACGCCCCAAAGGGUCAGUGGGCUUCAGGGAUCAGACUCUCUGAAUGUGCAGCCGAACCAGACUGGGGGGACACUCCAGCCCAACCAACAGAAGGAGGGAGAGCAGAACCAGCAGUCUCAGCAACAGCAGCAGAUCCUCAUCCAGCCUCAGCUGGUUCAAGGGGGACAGACUCUUCAGGCCCUCCAGGCUGCACCACUGCCAGGCCAGACCUUUACAACCCAAGCCAUUUCCCAAGAUGGUCUCCAGAACCUCCAGCUUCAGGCUGUUCCCAACUCGGGCCCCAUUAUCAUCCGGACACCAACAGUGGGGCCUAAUGGGCAAGUCAGUUGGCAGACUAUUCAGCUGCAGAAUCUCCAAGUACAGAACCCCCAGGCUCAGACAAUCACCCUGGCACCGAUGCAGGGUGUCUCUUUGGGACAGACUGGCAACAGCAACACCACCCUUACACCUAUCGCCUCAGCUGCCUCCAUCCCUGCUGGCACAGUCACUGUGAAUGCUGCUCAGCUCUCCUCCAUGCCAGGCCUCCAGACCAUCAACCUCAGUGCAUUAAGUGCUUCAGGAAUCCAGGUGCACCAGCUGCCAGGCCUGCCACUGACCAUAGCAAAUGCCACAGGGGACCAUGGGGCUCAACUUGGCCUUCAUGGCGCUAGUGGUGAUGGAAUGCACGAUGACACAGCUGGGGGGGUAGAAGGAGAAUCCAGCUCAGACCCUCAACCCCAGCCUGGUCGGAGGACACGACGGGAGGCUUGCACCUGCCCCUAUUGUAAAGACAGCGAAGGGAGGGGCUCUGGGGAUCCUGGGAAAAAGAAACAACAUAUCUGCCACAUGCCAGGUUGUGGCAAAGUUUAUGGCAAGACCUCCCACCUUCGGGCACACCUACGAUGGCACACAGGCGAGAGGCCCUUUGUCUGCUCUUGGAUGUACUGUGGAAAACGCUUCACCCGCUCAGAUGAGCUUCAACGGCACAAGCGCACACACACAGGUGAGAAGAAGUUUGCCUGCCCUGAAUGCCCCAAACGCUUCAUGAGGAGUGACCACUUGUCAAAGCACAUCAAGACCCACCAGAAUAAAAAAGGAGGCCCAGGAGUGGCCCUGAGCGUAGGCACCAUGCCCCUGGACAGCGGGGCGGGCUCAGAGGGUAGUGGCACUCCCACUCCUUCUGCCCUCAUUACCACCAACAUGGUAGCAAUGGAAGCUAUCUGCCCAGAAGGCAUUGCCCGACUCGCUAACAGUGGCAUCAACGUCAUGCAGGUAGCCGACCUGCAGUCCAUCAAUAUCAGUGGCAAUGGCUUCUGAGAUUGGGCGCCCAGUGCCAGAGACACGGGCUUUACCCAUAAAGCCUGGGGUACAAGGUAGCAUGGGUCCAAGAGACAUGUGGGAGAGGGAGCCAAGAGGUAUUGAAGGUACACAGCAAUGGGAAGUGUGGGAGAUGAGGUGGAACCCUGGUACCCCUCCGGGAUGGGCGCUUGAGGGAGAGCUGGUGAUGUGACCCCGCCAGCCACCCUCCAAGGAGCGUUUGUCCCCAGACGGUUUCCUUUUAAAAUUCUUUCCCCAACCUCUCCCCUUUUCUGCUUUACUUAUCUUAAACCUCCCCCAUGAUGGAUCCUUCCCCUUCCCCCUUCCUUAAAGCCAUCAUGCCUUGAUAAAUAUAUAUAUGAUCAUUGAAAUACUUUUUAACAAAAGACAGAUUCUAUAUUAUAUAUAUGUGUAUAUAUAAAGUAUAUAAAAGACAUUCACAAUGGGGAGUAGGCUCAGAGGGAGGCGGAGGAAGAACAUCCUGUGACCAAAAUACCGUGGUCCGUUUUAGAGUAAUGCCUUAUCUCCUUGUGGCUGGGCCUUGGCCUGGCAUGCCAGGCCUUUCUGCAGAUGCUGUCCUGACCUCCCACAAGAUUAAGCAUUCAUAUACUCUGCUUUUAGGUUUUAUAUAUAUAUGGGUUUUUUUUUCCUUCAUUUUGUCAUUUUAAUUGGGAGCAGCUUUCUGUACUACCUUUCUCAAUUAUACCCUUUCAGUCUCCUGCCCCACUCCUCACUCCUUUUCCCUCCUUCUACCUGAUCAUUUAUUGUUUAUCUUUUAGAUGAUGUUCUUUGGUCCUGACAGUAGAAUGGGGGAAAGAAGCCUUGGGCCACUGCCUUCAGUGGCAGAGUCAGAGAGCCAGAGAAACUACUGAUGGAGGCAUUCCCCUCACUUUCUCCCUCCCUGGAGUCAGAGAGUUCGGAGUUAGAGGCAGGGCCUUUUGUCAUCUUCAAGCAUCCAGGAUCUGGUGGUUCUAGGAAAAAGGACAGUAGGCCAUAGAGAGGUGAUGGGAUUGUACAAGCCAUGUGGGACACUGAAAGAUGGCAAUAGGUGAGGAGUGGAACGGGAAUGAACAAUGGACUUGAAUCCCGAGCCUCAGGGGGGUUAGUGGGAUAUAGAGUCUGAUUUGAUUCACUUGCUUUAGCUUCUAGUUGGUUUUUCUUCAAGCCUGGACUUCAUGCUGCCUGAAAAAGGGCACAGUCCUUUUGUAGAACUUCUCCAGAGAUUUCUUUCUGACUCCAUUCCUAAGGAUUGUCACAAUUUGAUGUUUUCUCCCCAAUUUCCAUCCUUCAGAAUAUCUGGGGACAAAAGAAGGAUUGUUCUGGGAGGCAGGAAAUUAUUGGGAGGUUAAAAGAACUUUUCCCCCCUUGUUCUAUUACCUGCUUUGGGAGAUGGUAGGGAUAAUGCCUCAGAAGAGACCAGUGGGGGCACCAAGUGUCCUUAGAAACAAAAUCCUCCCGUUUUCUUUUGGUCCAUUUCUGGAGGAGAGUCCAGGAAGCUCUUGGUUCAUUUGUCACUAAGAGAUCCAAAAGCAACUAGAAUUGGCCCCAAGGCCCAGCCACUAAAGCCUUGUGUUUUGACCAUUUGGUUUCUCAUCAGGGAGCUUUUCACCCACUGUGAGCAAGAUGUAGAAAUGAAUGUGUCUGUGUGGAUCUGUUGGGUUGGAGGAUAGGUUUCUGUUAGCCACUAUUAAAGCAGACCUGCAAUAAAUGAGAAUUACCCUGAGCUGAGAGCACUAGUGGAUGAAGAGUGAGUGUGAUUGUGUGUGUAUGUGUGUUCAUGUCUACAUACAUGUAAAAGAAAUUAUAUUUGAAAUUGUUGAAAAGAAUCAAAAAGCUCUAGAAUCAAAACACCUGCAGUCCCCUUUCAUAGAAACCCGUUUUAAUCUGUACACUUGAGUGUGUCCCUGAGAUCUCUUCUUUACUUUGGAACAAGGCAAGUGAAGGGGUCCGAAAACCUACGAAACUCCUUCUGCACUUUGUGAGGGGAAAUGAUUAUAUAUAUGCGUAUGAACGUGAAAACAGUAUCCCAGUCCAUAAGCAGAGGCCUAGACCUUUUCAUAAAUUGUCUUUUUACUGUUGCUACAAAUAGAUGAUGCUGUGAUUCUGCCUUAUAUUUUAUAUAAAAUCCAGCAAGAUUAGGGUUUUGGUGUUUGUUUGUUUUUUUAACCUGAAACUCAAUGACUGUUAAUAUCUUAAAGAUUAACUUGAAGCAUGUUCAGCUCCAUUCUGUGAGGACAUAUGCUGUUUUCAAAACUCAGGAAUCAUUUGCAAGGAUCUUAGUAACCUAAGAUUGUUUCCCAGACCAAAUCCUGUUUAUGCUGAAACAAAGGAAUUUGUGCUCCAGCCUACCAUCCCAUCCCUUCUUCCCUACCUCUCCCCCUCCUCCCCCAGGAGAGGACUCAACAGAUUCUUUCAGUGUAGAUUCAUAAUCAUGUACUCUUGGAUCCGUUAAAGGAAUGGGGCUGGACACCCCAAAGAAUACGUCAAGCUUUUGUUGGUAUAACUGGGCAAGGCACGGUCUCCUCCCCUAGGAAUGUGAGAUUAGGGGGAAACAGAUUGCAUGCUGCUCCUAGGGGCAAUGGAGCCUUGGGAGAAGGUAUUUAGAGGUAGGUUCUUCAUUGAGUUAGAGGGUUAUGGAUUUACUCCUUCUUGAAAAGGAUAUAUUGUCAUUGCCUUGGAUCAAUUUACAGCAGACCCAUCUUUCCCUUUGUCCUGCCUUCUACCCACCAAGGAAGUUCCAGGGAUGUUGCUUGGCCCAUGAGCUCCUGAGAGUUGCCCUUGGCAGCUUGAGUCCCCCAGACUCCACAAUAGGGAGCAGUGAGGAGCCCUGGCCCUUUUCUGAAGGUCCAUCAGAGAGUAAAUCAGCUGUCAGGUAGACUGAUCCUGAGACUCGGCUCCGCUCCCCCCUGAGGUGUGGGAUGAUUUUUGUUUUUGUCACGACCAAUCCUGUUUUGGUGUGGGGGUCAGGAUACAGUAAAAGUGCUUGUUCCCUUGCCCAGCCUCUGUACCUUUUAGCUCCCUCCCUUGUUCCCCCAAACAGUAAGGUACCCCAUACUAUCUUUUCAAGGACCUUCUAGCUGUCCUAGUCCACCCUGACCUGUGGGUUCUGAAGAGUUUGAGCAGUUUGAUAGAAAUUCCAGAGCCCAGCCCAAACCUGAAUAAACAGCCUCCUCCUCCCCCCCCCCUCCCAUCACCUCCAACCAACCAACCAACUCACUUCAGGAAAUACAGAAGGAAUGGACAUGGGGCUUAGGAGCGGGGGAGGGUUGGGUACAAAAGCUGUAAAUGAAUAUGGCCGAUUUAUUUCUAUAUAUAUUUUUUUGCUUUUGUAUAUCUUCUAUAGGAAACUUUAAGCGUUGUAUUUUUUAACAAAUCUGAGAAAGCACUAUAAACCGCAGGUAUCUGACUUUCAGAAUAUAUUUUGUAUUGUUAAUAUCUUCACAUUGUGAAUACUGGAAGCUGCAGAUCUUUGCUGAAAUGCAAUAAAUUUAUAUACCUUUUGGUGGGGUGCAGGUGUUGGAGGGACCUUGGUGGGGUGCUAGUCAGGUCCCUGUCAUGCUCUGGGGGAGCCUAGGUGCUACUUGAUCAAAGUUUCCACCCAGCUAAAAUCAUCCCUGGGGCCUUUCAGGCCCUGGGAGAAGUUACAAAGCACUUGGAGAUGCAGGUGCCAAAAAAAAAAUGAGGGUGGUCACUGCCUAGAGUGGGACCCCUUCAAUUCGAUCCCUCCCCUGGGCUGGGAAGCCUCUGCUAAUGGAAAGUAGACGGAGAAAUCUGUUUCAUCUCUCUUGGAAGAGAGGUUAGUUUGUCAGGGGAUGAAAGGUGGCAGCAGUAGCCUUGGGAAGGGGGAGGAGGAUGGGGCAUUCAGCCAAGCCCGGAAAAGGUUGCCUUUGAAAACUGCUGAUAAAAUAUGGGCAGGUUAUUACUUUUUGUCUGGGAGCCCAAACUCUCCCUGGUGCCUCUCUUGGCUCUACUCCCGGGCCACAGACCUCUUCCAAGGAGGACGAGCAGAUCAGCUCUGAGGUUGAUUAGCUUUCUUUUCUCUGUUCUCCUCUGAACACCAGCACCCAGGCACUAGCUAAGGUCACAGGGCAGAAAUAAGUUGCCUUAAGCUUAAAUUCUCUCCUAUUUCUUGCUCGAGCUUUAAUUCCCUGGCUCAUUUCCCUCACUCCAGGCUGAGCAUUGACCCAGUUCUUCAGCACCAAAUCAUUUCCCCCAGCCCUGUCGCUCACUCUCCACAAAACUUGUAUAAGAGAAGGGAGUUGGGAGACGGGCUGGACAGCCCAGAGAGGGAGGCCGUAUGGCUUUGGUGACCGAAGUCUGGCUAUUGUGCAGGGUGACUUGACGCUUUUCUCUUUUUCCCUGUCCCCAGACAGCCUUAGCAUUCAGUGAUUAGGGAAUUCUAGAGAUUAUAGGAUAUCGGAAGUCUGGCUUUCCCCCACAUUCUUCUUGGUCUUCCCUUCUCAGGAUCAGAGGGAGAGAUCAGUCACAGGCAAGGAAGGGUAGGCCUGGGGAUGAACAAGGAAUUGAAUCUCUUCUGGUUCCCCUGGGUGUGAGGGAAAGGGUUCUGUUUGCCUGGGUUUGCCCCUCUGAUGCUCAGAAAUGCUACUGUGCCUUCUUCCUGGGGAGCAGGAAGCGGGCUCCAGCUACCUAGCUCUUCUUCCAUCCGGUACCUGGCUUCCCCCACCUACAGCUAGGCCUGAAUCCCGGGGCCGGGGGAAAGUUGGGGGAGGAUUUCCUGAGACAGGCUUUUGAUAGUUGUCCCAGGAUGGCCUGCUUCUUCAUGAGUCUCCGUCUUCUCCAAGAAGGCCGAGACCCAACUUCUUGUGCCUAAAACUUUAGAUGAUAUUUUUUUUUAUCUCCUAACACUGGUAAUAACCAGUCACCACACAACUGCCUUUAAAAAAAAUCUCAAUAUCAUGCUGUUUCUGUUGGUUUCCAACAGAUUCCCACCCGAGCUCAAUGGGGAAAUAUGGUUUUAAGUUCUCUUUCUGUAUUUCAUCUAGAACUCCUGCCUUUUGUUAUUGGUUAUUUCCUCUUCUCUUGCCUCUUAUCUCUUGUCCCAUCAGUCUUUUCUCCCUUUUGCUCAGAUGUCUUUCGUCUCAUUUUCUUGUCUCUUUCCCCUUGUUCUUGUCUGGGUUGGGUGGGGUGGGGGAGGGAAUUUUUUUUUUUGCCUUUUUGUACAAAGAUUAGUUUCAAUGUAGUCUGUAGCUCCUUUGUAAACCAAUUAAAAAUUUUUUAAUAAAAA
Monodelphis domestica (gray short-tailed opossum) is the source of this 7799-nucleotide messenger RNA. It is a transcript of the gene SP1, whose product is annotated as Sp1 transcription factor. Gene Ontology annotation, biological process: regulation of transcription by RNA polymerase II. The record is from RefSeq and is a predicted model, not a curated record. Gene Ontology annotation, molecular function: DNA-binding transcription factor activity, RNA polymerase II-specific; RNA polymerase II cis-regulatory region sequence-specific DNA binding. Lineage: Eukaryota; Metazoa; Chordata; Mammalia; Didelphimorphia; Didelphidae.